UUUUGAAAAAUGGGUGAGAGAGAAUGAAAAUCAAACUAAGAUUUACAAUCCAAGCCGGAGCGCGCGGGCGGACUGACUCCUCACCUGUGCAGCGCGCGCGGACCGGAUGUAUCGGAUGCUCCUCGCGCAGGUGAAGCGCUCAGGCUGUCAUGAUGAAGACAGAACGAUACGCCACCGUCCCCAGCAAAGACGCGCAGGUUGACAUUAUCAACAUCAAAGCCAUCGAGGACAUCGGAUACGUGCAGCAGGACGUCAUCCUCCUGAACUCUCUAACUCCGAAUGAGAGCUCACGGUGUCGUUAUGGUUUGUACUUCCAAGACGGAGAGCGGCGCGUGGAUUACGUCCUCACCUACCAGGUCAAAAAGCCCGGCAGCUCGCGGCGCCAGUCGUCCCGUCUCACAGAUAAUAAGUUCACGCGCAGCUUACGGCGAGUACGCGAUCCUGAACCGGGUGUCGUCGAUCACCAUGAUGAUGACAAGCACUUCCGCCGUGAGGAGUUCGAGACCAACCUGCGGGAGAUGGGGCUGGAGCUGGAGAGGGACGAGGAUACUAAGACGCCCGGUGUGGGCUUUGUGAAGAUUCACGCUCCGUGGCAUGUUCUUUGUCGAGAAGCAGAGUUCAUGAAGCUCAAGAUGCCAACAAAAAAAGUGUAUGAGAUGAAGAAAAGUGGAAGCCUCAUGGAAAAAAUCAACACGUUCAUUUAUAAAGUGACGGAUCCUCUGCACCCGAAUGUUGAGGAGAACAGGAUAGAGAAUGUCAAGCACCUCUCACACCCUUUCUCCAGAGAGAAACAGCACCUAUUUGAUUUGUUGGACAGAGAUUCAUUUUUUGAUAGCAAGACAAGAAGCUCAAUAGUGUUCGAGGUUUUAAAGAGGACAAAAUGCACAAAGUCGAACUUCAGUAUGGGAAUAACAAGUCUUUUGGGCAGCGGUGCAUAUCUGGCUGCAUAUCCACUACAUGAUGGUGAUGUAGAUGGAGAAAAUGCACAGCCGAAUGACAGGAAGCUGCUAUAUGAGGAGUGGGCAAGUUACAGUGUUUUUUAUAAAUAUCAACCCAUUGGCUUGAUCAGGAAGUACUUUGGAGAGAAGAUCGGUCUUUACUUCGCUUGGCUGGGAGUUUACACUCAAAUGCUGAUUCCUGCGUCUCUGGUGGGAGUGUUUGUGUUUCUGUACGGCUGUGUUACCGUUGAUGACGACAUCCCCAGUAUGGAGAUCUGUGAUGAGAGGAGAAACAUUACCAUGUGUCCACUAUGUGAUGGAGUUUGCGGUUUCUGGAAUCUGAGCACAGCGUGUGCAACAGCAAGAGCCAGUCACCUGUUCGACAACCCAGCCACCGUCUUCUUCUCCAUCUUCAUGGCCCUGUGGGCUGCAUUCUUCAUGGAGCAUUGGAAGCGGAGGCAGAUGCGCUUGAACUACGAAUGGGAUCUGACAGGAUUUGAGGAGGAGGAGGAUCACCCGAGAGCCGAGUAUGAGUUCAGAGUUAUGCAGAAAUCCCUCAAGAAAGAACAUAAAAAGUCCAAAAAGACAGAGAAAGAGAAGCUGACAUGCAAAGACAGAUGUCCCGCCUAUAUGACAAAUUUAGUGAUGAUGCUUUUAAUGAUUGGCGUGACCUUUGCUAUCGUCUUUGGUGUGAUUUUGUACCGAAUUUCCACAACAUGGGCCCUGCACAUGAGUUCCAACCCGACAACACGCUCCAAUGUUCGUCUUACGGUCAAAGCCACAGCAGCCAUCAUCAACCUGGUGGUCAUCCUCAUCCUGGACGAGGUGUAUGGUGCUGUAGCACGCUGGCUAACAACACUGGAGGUGCCAAAAACAGACAAAAGCUUUGAGGAGCGACUGAUCUUCAAAACCUUCAUCCUGAAGUUUUUUAACGCAUUUACUCCAAUUAUCUACAUCGCCUUCUUCAGGGGGAGGCUUGUUGGUCGUCCAGGCAGCUACAUUUAUGUCUUUCAGUCCUACCGAAUGGAGGAGUGUGCUCAUGGAGGUUGUUUGAUGGAGCUCUGCAUUCAGCUCAGCAUCACCAUGUUGGGAAAACAACUAAUUCAGAACAACCUGUUUGAGAUCGGCAUACCUAAACUGAAGAAGCUGAUUCGUUACAUUAAGUCAAAACGCAAUACGUUUCAAGAGGAGGAGCGGGAAAAAACGCUGCAGCGAUACGAGACUGACUUUUUCCUUGAACCAUUUGCAGGCCUCACACCAGAGUACAUGGAGAUGAUUAUCCAGUUUGGUUUUGUGACCCUAUUCGUGGCAUCAUUCCCAUUGGCACCACUUUUUGCUCUGCUCAACAACAUCAUUGAAAUCCGUCUGGAUGCUAAAAAGUUUGUGGCAGAGCUCCGGAGGCCUGUGGCAGCGCGGGCGAAAGACAUCGGUAUCUGGUACAACAUUCUCAGAGGUGUGGCAAAGGUUGCAGUUAUCGUCAAUGCCUUCGUCAUCUCCUUCACGUCUGACUUCAUCCCCCGGCUGGUGUAUCAGUACAUGUACAGUGUCGAUGGCUCCAUGCACGGCUUCGUUAAUCACACGCUUUCACACUUUAACGUCAGUCAUUUCCAGAACGGCACAGGUCCUGUCCAAUCGCUGUACUCCGGCUUUGAUGUUGAAAUCUGCAGGUAUAAAGACUACAGAGAACCUCCUUGGUCAUCAACUCCAUAUCAGGUCUCUAAAGAGUUUUGGGCUGUUUUAGCUGCCAGACUCGCCUUCGUCAUUGUCUUUCAGAACGUGGUCAUGCUGAUGAGCGACAUUGUGGACUGGAUCAUCCCAGACAUCCCUAAGGACAUCAGUAUUCAGAUCCACAAGGAGAAGAUCUUGAUGGUGGAUCUGUUCAUGAAGGAGGAGAAGGGGAAGAACCUAAACUUCGGAGAUGAUAAAGGAAAAGAAAACAACCUAAAACAUAGUCCUGCCCUCCACCCGAGACCGCUCACACACACUCAGAGCAACUGCUACUAACGUGUUUUGUAUAGAAGUAGUUUUGUUCGCGCGUGCGUAUGUGUGUGUGUGUGUGUGCGUAUGUGUGUCUUUGUCAUGACAUUCCACAGAUUACUCUUUCAUUGGUCUUUGAGGAUUUUGUUAUUUAUAGAUGAUAUUAAUGAAAUGAAUAACCAACCAAUCACAUUUCAUUACAAGCACCGUGUGACCUUCCCUUAAAUUAGUGAUAUAAACUGAUAGUUGAUAAAUAUUUUGCUACAUAAAUGGGCAAAAAACAUUCACUUUUAUUUUUAAAUCACCCGUGUCCUUUUACACUUAGUUGAAGAACUUUUUACAAUUUCAAAUCUUAAAGGGUUAUGUACUGUAAGGUUACGGUUUUUGAUAAUGUGUGAUAUCUGUGUGAAGUUUAGGAGCUGUACUACAGAAACAUCUUUAUCAGUAAUGGACAAAUAGUUAUUAAAGGAGGAUAUCAUGUCAUAGUAUAGAAAUUAUUACCCAGAAACCGUUGAGGCUCAUAUAAACACCGUAAAUGUAAAAUGUAAAUAAAUACAUAAAUAAUUAAAUACAUAAAAAGUUAAUUUGUGAUGGAAAUCUGGCAACCGUGACCAUAGCACAUACAUGACAAACACUUUUUGAUAAAACAGAUUUAACAAAAUAAAGUUUAAUUUUUAAACCAAAUUCUAAAUUAAAAUGCUUCAUUUUUGUCAAAGCAGUCAUAAGCAAGAUAGAUUACCAAUUUAAUUACCACUUUAAAAUGAAUACUAUUAAUAAUCCCCUUUUGGAUUGACAAACAUCUGAGUACAGUAAAGUUACAUUUACUAAAUCCUUAAUGUAAUUUGCUCUAUAUUUCCUUUUCCCCCCCCGAGAAUUUAGUUCUAGUCAAUUCUCACCUGCUUUAGGACACACCCCCUCGAGGUGACAGUUACCAACCAGAAAGCACGGCGGGUAUUACAUGGACAUGACAACCAGUGGCAGUUUUUCCGACUGCUGCACACGCAACAUGUAUCAGCUACUUCCACUUGCAUAAGUUCACAGACACGUAUCACGUUCUUGUCACACCGAGUGCACUUAUACUAUUUGAUUUAUAAAAUGAAAUCUUGUAUAAAUGACAAAGUCCUCGCUCCAGAUUCAACUAACGCCAGACUACGAGUCCGUCAACACUGUGGACCAUGAAACGACGAAUUUCUCUGCUUACUUCUAUGUAAUCGGAGACUUUUAAUAUUUAAUUGCACAGCUGUUCACAUCUGCUUUACAAAUGUAUCGGGGUUUUUAAUGUUGAUCUUUUUUGAGAUUUAAAUUUUAAUGAAACUUAUGUACAUUUCACAUUAUCUGUUUAUCAGCUUUUGAUUAAAUCCUUUUCUCAAAGGACUUUUUAAACUGUACUGAAUGGGCGUGUAAAGACAGAAACGCACGUUAGAGUCAGGUGUGUUAAAUAUUAAGCUAAUGUAAUGAUCCAGAGGUGUUCGGAAACUGAAAUAUGGCAGUGGAUUUUAUUUCACAUUUCUUUCUAUACCAGAUUCAUAAACAGUAUAUAAUCAGUUAGUUUCUUAAAACAAUAAUGAUCUUGUAAUUAGGCAAGAAUAAAAUGAGUCUCCAGUGUCGCUUUAUUCCAGAUGUGGGUGUUUAUUGUUCAAAAUUUGCUUUCUAAACAUUAGAAAGAGAGAUUUGAUAUAUGGGCAUUCACUUCUUAUAAAAAAUAAGUCUUUAUAACCAAAUUGAUAUUCAAUAUUAAUACAAAUCCACUAUUUCACUGUGAAUUUCCUUUUUGAGCCCAAAACAUAAAAUUACACCAUGACUUCAGUUAAAACGGUUGUUAAAUUUAGGUGGCGAUUGUGACAGUGUGU
Messenger RNA from Clarias gariepinus (North African catfish), 4765 nucleotides. Its product is annotated as anoctamin-1. The transcript is spliced from 26 exons. Gene Ontology annotation, biological process: chloride transmembrane transport. Gene Ontology annotation, cellular component: plasma membrane. Bases 150 to 2942 code for a protein of 930 amino acids. The record is from RefSeq and is a predicted model, not a curated record. Lineage: Eukaryota; Metazoa; Chordata; Actinopteri; Siluriformes; Clariidae. Gene Ontology annotation, molecular function: chloride channel activity; protein dimerization activity.